Penicillium riverlandense is the source of this 1176-nucleotide messenger RNA. Its product is annotated as putative integral membrane protein. The transcript is spliced from 5 exons. The record is from RefSeq and is a predicted model, not a curated record. Bases 1 to 1176 code for a protein of 391 amino acids. Lineage: Eukaryota; Fungi; Ascomycota; Eurotiomycetes; Eurotiales; Aspergillaceae.
AUGACAGAUGAGGACCAAAGGGCACUCACCGUGAGGACGGUUGCGGCCGUCUUCAUGUCAGUCGCUUGUGUAUCGGUACUCUUGCGUUGCUAUGUCCGUGGUUGGGUGGUGAAGGCGUUUGGAUGGGAUGAUGGGUCGAUGGUUCUGGCAAUGGCAUUCUAUGUCAUGUUCGCCGCCUGUACCAUCGGUGGCACUUUGUACGGCACUGGACGGAAAUUCGAACACCUCACAGCAUCUCAGCGGGUGAUUGCGAUGAAGUACUGGUGGCUUUGCGAAAUCGCUUACUGCUUCGCCUCGAUCUUCUGCAAGAUUUCUGUCUGCCUUUUCCUUAUGCGAAUCACCAUCAAAAGACUCCACAUUUGGAUAAUUUACACUGUUAUGGUCCUCACGGUCCUUGCAGGCUUGGUGUUUAUGUUCCUGAUGCUUCUACAAUGCAAGCCUCUUUCAUACUUCUGGACGCGAACUGCUAUGGAUCCUAGCAUUGAGGGCUACUGCAUUAGCAUCAACAUCAUCAUCACCAUGACAUACGUAUACAGUGCAUUCGCAGCGCUGUGUGAUUUUACUGUGGGUAUUUUGCCCAUUUUCAUUGUGUACAAUCUACAAAUGCGACGAGAGGUGAAACUGGCUGUGGGCGGAAUUCUAAGCAUGGCAUGCGUUGCGUCAGCAGCCGUGAUUAUCAGGCUCCCGUUCGUGAAAACAUUUGCCAAUCCCGAGUUUCUCUAUGCUACCGUCCCGAUCGCUAUUUGGUCGAAUACUGAGGCCGGACUUGGUAUCACUGCUGCUAGUCUCGCAACCCUCCGUCCCCUAUUACGUCUAUGGUAUGGCUCUCACACCGACUCAAGUUAUCCAUCUGGCUUCCCGGUAGCAUCUGGGUCACACAAACGAGGUAACUCACGGCCAAUACCACUGGGGUCAGUGGAUGAUAACCUGCAAAGAGACCUGAGGCCGGAUAAAUUGGCUGUCGUGGUGAACAGUAUUGAAAGCCGGAGGGACGUGGAGAAUACGCCAUUCUCUAGUCCUAAAAGCAGUGAAGAGAGGCUGACUGUUGACCAUGCGACCCCGUCCCUUCAAAAAAAGAUGGAAGUGGGUGUUCAUCAAACAUUCGAAGUCACACACACGACGUCGGACAGGAAUUACGGAGAGGGGUCUCAUCGAAUCGCGAGGGAACAUGUAUAA